Molecule: messenger RNA, 2598 nt
Organism: Alternaria rosae
Lineage: Eukaryota; Fungi; Ascomycota; Dothideomycetes; Pleosporales; Pleosporaceae
Exons: 1
Coding region: 301-2469 (722 amino acids)
Source: RefSeq, a predicted model, not a curated record
UUGCCGCAUGGAUUGUGCUCUGUCUAACGUUUGUGCUGUCACUUCGGAACCACCAAGAUCUCUUUUGCCGAGGAUCAAUGUGUCCAAAUAUUGCCAUGGCCACGCACCGCUCUGCGAUUGCAUUGAAGCGAAUGUUCAGCCAGCGCGAUCACAAACGGCCCUUUGUCACAAUCGAGCACAUGGAACUGCCAAACAGCCCCCCAUGUAUCCUCACCAUCGAACACUCAUGUCCUGAUAUUCUGCCCCUCCCAGGCAUUCUAAUAUCUCCGCCUCCAGACCAACAGCACCAGAACCACGCAGAUGCCAUCCUUUCAGCGACUCAAACACCCAUUCCGACGCCCUACUCAUUAUUACACGAUCCAUGAACCGUCCCCUACACCGAGGCAGCUAGAGAGACAACGCGAGAAGGAGAGGCAAAGGGCUCUCGACAAGAUCGAGAAUGACCUCGAUGACCGACGUAUUGGGCCCAGAAGUAGUGACUCGCCAGACGAACUUCCGGUGAUCAUCGAUAGGGGCCCGUACCGAAGCCAUAUAUACCCACGAGAGCAGCUCUUCUUCAACAGCAUUAUGUUGGCUUCGGACGUAGAACCAAUGUAUGCUGGUCCACCGGGUGAAGAGCUACGCCAGGAGGUGCAUAGAACACCAGUCCGGCGUCCAAAAACACAAGGAGAGCAAAAGCUCCCUCCAAGACCCGUACCAAGUGAGUACUUGACGGCCUCACAGAACAGAGAGAACCUGAGGAGGUGGGAAGAGAAGAACAAGACUGUUGCGGUUGGGCAAAUACAGCACCCGCGACCUGUACCUAGUAAUUAUUUGACUGCCGCACAAAACGCGGAGAAUCUUAGGCGACGGGAAGAGCGAAGCGGCAGGACUCCUACUGUCCGGCGAGCACAGAUUUCAGUACAGAGACCAUCUCCUCCUAGACAACCAUCUCUACCGAGGGUGCCGAUCACGCCAGGCACGAGUGAGUGGGAUGGCUUCAUGGACUACCCUUCAGGUGAUCGUCAGUUCGGUGAUUCUGGUGGACAGGCCACUAUGAAUGAGUCAAGCGCAGUACACAACCUACCGACAACGACAACCCCUGCAGCACCAUUGCAUCCAACAGUUCCGCCUCGAAGUACUGUUGAUGCGUUAUUGCGAACGGAUCCAUCUCCCCCACCUGCUUUAGCAGAUUCUGUACAUACGCAAGCUCAAGCGGAACUGGCUACAGAAUUACCAAAUGGUUUCUCGGACCUGACGGAGCAGCCUGAACUACUAACAUGGUUUACAGCGCUUAACAGAAUCAUUCGCAAUGAUGUUGUCGAUCCGGCCACGAGAGCAAGGAUUCGAGAAAGAGUGCAUCAAAACUCUACCGCUGCUGAUUCUGGGCAUGGAGAUACUCACCCUAUCACGGUGAUAGACGCUGGUCUUGUUCCAGAUUUCAGCUACCCAAUUGCUGGGAGUGCGUUUCAUGAUCGCCUUUAUGCUGAGCAGGCGCCUUCAUCGCAGUCACUAGAGGAUAUCAGGGGGGUUGAAGAGCAGCAGCAGCAGCCGCUAACAAAUGGUGUCAGUUCUGGACAUGAUAGCGACUCGAGUUCAAGCCGCACUCUCUAUCGCUCUCCCACGCCUAACAACUGGCCAUUACGAGGAGGCAGUGAAGAGAGCCCAGCUCAACUAACGAAUGGUGUACAUCCAGGUUACUAUCCCCCAUCAAGCUCUAGCGGGGACUCCAGUAAUGAUGCCCUCCACUACCCACCUGCGCUUCCCGAUAGCGUGCCAGAGCAUGUCUUCAACCUCCUCCGUUCUCUACUAACACCUUCCGAGCUCGCCCUUCACUACGACGUGGUUCAGGAUUCAGCACCUCCGCAUCUGCUACCCUUCCCUGCACUUGUGCCGCCCAGCAAUGCUACGUCAGACAUUCCAAUAGAAGUUCGUCUUGUCCAAAGGUUACAUACAGCUGUUCACGGUCUCCAAGAUCGCGUCCGAGGCCUAGAAGAAGAUCUCAUUCCGCAGCUCAGCGCGCACCUGAAAGAGAAGCAUAUCCAGAUCAGGGAACUCGAUCAAGAGAAUGGCAGCUUAAAAGACGAGAUCACAGAGCUAAAGCGCAUAGCAGAUUUCAGCACCAACAUUCUGACUGGAUGCUGGGAGCGUGAAUGGGAGGUUUGGCGCACACUCUUCGAUAUUCAGAAAAAGCGGGAAGCAUAUCGUAGUCCUUUGGCUCGCAUCUUCUCACGUACAACAACUCGUGGUGUUCAAGACGAUGAACUGUUGGACUAUUGUAAGCCAGAAGGCUAUGUGGCGCCGCCUCUGUCGGCUGGAAGAGCGACGCAGGGCCUUCUUAAGAAGAACAAACUCGAUGCUCUUCUGUUGAUGGCGAAACAGAAUGUCAGUAUACUCAUUGAGGAUUUGGGGGAGUUGAAGGGGUUGGCGGAGGCGUAUGAUAGAAGAAGUGAAGCGCAUGAGGAGGUGCGGCCCGUCGAAGGGUAUUGAAGGGGUGUCUGAUGAUCUUUGUGCAUUGGUGGAACGAACGUUGUCUCUCAUCCCUUAUGAAUCAGCGACUGUCGAUAUGAUCGUGGUCCUCGGGUGCAAAUGACAUACUAAAGUACAGCUUCAAUGACC